Molecule: messenger RNA, 1689 nt
Organism: Phyllostomus hastatus (greater spear-nosed bat)
Lineage: Eukaryota; Metazoa; Chordata; Mammalia; Chiroptera; Phyllostomidae
Gene: MLST8
Product: MTOR associated protein, LST8 homolog
Exons: 9
Coding region: 240-1220 (326 amino acids)
Biological process (GO): regulation of actin cytoskeleton organization; TOR signaling
Cellular component (GO): TORC2 complex; TORC1 complex
Molecular function (GO): protein binding
Source: RefSeq, a predicted model, not a curated record
GCCGUCCUGGGCUACAGCAGAGCGCAGAGUCGCCCGUAAGGUACCGAGGUCGCGGGACGAGAGCUAGAGGGCUGCUACUGUGUGGUCGGGAGAGCGCGACCGGAGGAAGCUGGCUCAGUGGGACGCAGCCAGGACUGUCGGCGGAGCACCGGGGAGCACCAGGGUCUAGCCACAGAACGCCCCUUCACUUCAGAUGCUCUGAACUUUGACCCCUGCUGAGUCUUCCAAGAAGCCACAACAUGAACACAUCCCCAGGCACAGUGGGCAGUGACCCUGUCAUCUUGGCCACUGCCGGCUAUGACCACACCGUGCGGUUUUGGCAGGCCCACAGUGGGAUCUGCACCCGCACAGUGCAGCACCAGGAUUCUCAGGUGAAUGCGCUGGAGAUCACGCCUGACCGCAGCAUGAUUGCUGCUGCAGGUUACCAGCACAUCCGCAUGUAUGACCUCAACUCCAAUAACCCCAACCCCAUCAUCAGCUAUGACGGGGUCAAUAAGAACAUUGCGUCUGUGGGCUUCCAUGAGGACGGCCGCUGGAUGUACACGGGUGGGGAGGACUGCACUGCUCGAAUCUGGGACCUCAGGUCCCGCAACCUGCAGUGUCAGCGGAUCUUCCAGGUGAAUGCGCCCAUUAACUGUGUGUGCCUACAUCCCAACCAGGCAGAGCUAAUUGUAGGUGACCAGAGCGGCGCUAUCCAUAUCUGGGACUUGAAAACUGACCACAAUGAGCAGCUGAUUCCUGAGCCUGAGGUCUCCAUCACAUCUGCCCACAUUGACCCAGAUGCCAGCUACAUGGCAGCAGUCAAUAGCACUGGGAACUGCUACGUCUGGAAUCUGACGGGGGGCAUUGGUGAUGAGGUGACCCAGCUCAUCCCCAAGACCAAGAUUCCAGCACACACCCGCUAUGCCCUACAGUGCCGCUUCAGUCCAGACUCCACGCUCCUCGCCACCUGCUCGGCUGACCAGACGUGCAAGAUUUGGAGGACAUCCAAUUUCUCCCUGAUGACAGAGCUGAGCAUCAAGAGCAGCAACCCUGGAGAGUCAUCCCGAGGCUGGAUGUGGGGCUGCGCCUUCUCAGGGGAUUCCCAGUACAUUGUCACUGCUUCCUCUGACAACCUGGCCCGGCUCUGGUGCGUGGAGACGGGAGAGAUCAAGAGAGAGUACGGCGGCCACCAGAAAGCCGUGGUCUGCUUGGCCUUCAAUGACAGUGUGUUGGGCUAACCUGUGCCCCCUUGGGAUUGCAGGCAGCUGUCCGGUGGCACUGGCUAGAUAUGACUGUUCAGCUGCCGAGUCAGAGAGAACCCCCACAGGUUAACCUCUACCAGCCUAGGCUAGCUGCACCUGACUGACUUUCCCUGAUACCCUUGGCCAGCCUAGACUGGCCAGGCUGAUCUACCUGGGGGCUCUUUUAGCCCCUAGUUACUUAUCUGGAUGCACAGGGCUCAGGGAGCUGACCCAACCCAGCCCGGUUGCUGCCCACCCCCAAGCCAGUGCUUCCCACCCCCUCCCCACCCGUUACGUGUCCCAAGGCUACAGAGAACACAAUCAUGACCAGGUGGAGGGGUUUAUUAGCCCCCACCAGUGGCUGCCUUCCAUGGUACUGAUGACAGGGCCAGCCAGCUGGCUGGCCUAUGGAGCUGGGCAGGAUGGGGGCUCAAUCUGGGAGGUAAUAAAAGCAGACUGACACACA